Messenger RNA from Ahaetulla prasina, 2054 nucleotides. RefSeq names its product nicotinamide N-methyltransferase-like. Gene Ontology annotation, molecular function: N-methyltransferase activity. The transcript has 4 exons. Bases 1241 to 1909 code for a protein of 222 amino acids. The record is from RefSeq and is a predicted model, not a curated record. Gene Ontology annotation, cellular component: cytosol. Lineage: Eukaryota; Metazoa; Chordata; Lepidosauria; Squamata; Colubridae.
AUUGAAUACUAGAAAUAGGAAAGUAAAAAUUGCACAAAGCUAUUAUCUUAUAUGGAGUUAUACUUUGCUUUAGUAUACGUGUCCUUUGCCCUUGCUUGAAUAGAAUAGAAUAGAAUAGAAUAGAAUAGAAUAGAAUAGAAUAGAAUAGAAUAGAAUAGAAUAGAAUAGAAUUCUUUAUUGGCCAAGUGUGAUUGGAGACACAAGGAAUUUGUCUUUGGUGCAGGAAAAAAAGAAAAAUAAUACACUCAUCAAGAAUCAUGAGAUACAACACUUAAUGAUAGCAGUUUCUGCAAUUGACCCAUAUUUGGUUAUUCUACCUCUGUUGCCAAGCCUCAUGACUUCCUAUUCAGAUUUUGGGUAGUCUUAUCCCAUUUUGUCCAUUUCAAACUGACACGUUAUGCAAUCACAUUCUUCUAGGGCAGCGGUCACCAACCAGUGGUCCAUGGAGCAGUGGUGGUCCGCAGAAAAAUUAUUUGCAUUUUUUAUAUUGCACUAAAUAAUAUUUAUCUUUUUAAAAAUUCAUAUUAAUGAUCUGCGGGAUUUAAAAUUAUGAAUUUAAUGGUCCCUGGGGUCCCAAAGGUUAGUGACCCCUGUACUAGGUUAUUAUCCCUCCCGGGGCUGCAGGUAUAUUGUUUCUUAGUGGGUGAUCCACCAGUCCUAUGCUUCCUUUUCAAGGGAGAACUUCUUGUUUCAUUAGAUCAGGUCAGGUCAAAGAUGCUCACACUGCAACAUGCAAAUGUGAGCUUUGCUGAGAAAGUAAUCUGUAAGGGAAAUCAGGAGGUGGAGCCAGCCAAGACCGAAGUAUAAUAAUCCUCAGAGCAUGAAAGGAGCAACCAGAAGUCAGUCAAAGUGUUUCUGGGAAGAUGGAAGAGCCUUUCACAGGGAAAGAUGCCUACACUCAGCAUUUUGAUCCCAGAGACCACCUGGAAAAGUACUACAAAGUGAGCCUUGAGGAUGAUGGACUCGGUGAGGGACGCUUGUUGAUCUGAGAUGGUCAGGAGGAGCCAAGAGGCGGAUCUCAAAGUCAUGCUUUCAUCUUCACAAUUCUGCUGAUCGCAACCUGCACCACUUAGAUUUCUUCUUCAGGGUACAAGCAGCCCAGGAAUGAAAGUAGCUACAAAAGGCAGGUGCCAAAAUGGUCACAAAUAUCCCUUCCAAUCCUGUAAUUUUUUAUCUUCUAUUACUUGAACUUUUUUGCAGAUUGAUCUGGAAAUGAAACACAAGGAGAAAUCUCUUUCCCAUGUGUUUACUUCUUGCUAAGAGUGGGGAAGCAGAUGGCAUCAAGGGAGACACCCUGAUCGACAUUGGCAGUGGCGCAUCCAUCCACCAAUUUCUCUCCGCCUGCGAGUCCUUCCGAGAGAUCAUAGCCACGGAUUGCGCUGACCAGAACUGGGAGGAGGUGCAGCGAUGGCUGAGGAAGGAGCCUGGGGCUUUUGACUGGACCCCCAUCGUGAAAUACGUCUGUGAGCUGGAAGGAGACAGGGAAAAAUGGCCAGAGAAGGAAGAGAAAGUCCGAAGAGCUUUCAAGCGGUACCUGAAAUGCGAUGUGACCCAACCCAACCCUUUGGCUCCACUGGUUCUUCCUCCUGCAGAUUGUCUGCUCUCCAGUUUGUGCUUCGAUGGGGCUUGCAGGGACAUCCCCACCUACCGAUCGGCCUUCAGGAACAUCAGUUCCCUCCUGAAACCAGGGGGGCACCUCCUGUUUUAUUCAACCCUUGAAUCGCACUAUUAUAUCGUUGGCCAACACAGGUUCUCUAACAUUUACUUGGAAAAGGAGAUGGUAGAAGAGGCAGUGAGACAGGCUGGUUUUGUUAUUAAAUGGAUUGAAGAGACCAGGAUCAACUGCCCCCCGCCCAAAGCGGAUGGGAAGGGGAGGUGCAUCCUUCUUGCCCAGAAAUGCAGUAUGUGAACAUUAGGCAGUUGUUGUGGAACACCCAGACUUCUCCAACCGUUGUUAUGAUUUUGUUACACAAGUUAGGGAAAACACAUGGCACACACCUCCUGGGAAGGAUCACACCUUUCCUAGAAGGCGCAUAGGAAAUGGCGACUAGGAA